Messenger RNA from Dermacentor andersoni, 1363 nucleotides. RefSeq lists its product as uncharacterized. NCBI's taxonomy places the organism in Eukaryota, Metazoa, Arthropoda, Arachnida, Ixodida, Ixodidae. The record is from RefSeq and is a predicted model, not a curated record.
GAGAAACGACACUGAUGUCAUGCCCUCACGUGCUAGCGCAAGAGGCUCACGUGGCAUUGACCAUCCUGCUCGUGCUUCAGAACACGUAGCUAACCGCAGCGGACCCACCUAGCAACAUCGCCGAAAAGAACGGCAUCAGCACAGUUCCAGCCAUGGGCAUCGAUUUACCCAGAUCCAUCGAAGUUCGAGGGCUCCCCCUUGGCUGCGCAUCCACCAUCUCGGAAGGGUCGUCAUCCCACAAGACGCCUUCGGCGAUUUUGCUCCUCGUGCAUCCAGAGGAGGCCGAAGACGACGAAUUCUACGUGUCCAGGAACCUGACCAUGAAGGACGUCCUCCCAGACCACCGGGACCUUGAGGUCAAGCCGUGGACCAUGGGGAACGAACGGGCUGGCAACAGCUGCGUAUGGCGUCGUAGGAGCCUGUUCCCGAGGGCCGAGUGCGACCUGCUCGCUGAGAUGAGCGUCAAAGACGCCUUGCCUCAGUACAACACCGAGCAAGCAAUAUGCACCGUGCAACGCGCGAAGCACCAGGCGGUAGCCGAAUCGAAGGGCAAUGGACACCGGCAGAUAAGCAGGUCGGAGGAGCCUAUUACAAAUGGCGUGGAAGCUGGCGUGAGCAAGAUUCGCCAGGUUGUCGAGCGUGGCGGAGUGGCCUCUCCCAAGCACAGCGUCGCCGUCUUGGGCUGGAACCCGAACAUCCACCUGCGUGACACGCUGCCGUGUGUGUUGAGGAUGCCGAACUCCAUCAUGGCUGAGGGCAACAGUCACACGAGCGGCGUGGCGACUCGAAGCAGCUGCCUUUGGAGGCUUCACGCGAGGUUCGCCCAGCCCAGAGCAGACGGCAGUUCGGCGGCGCACGCAAGGAACGGCGCACCAUGACGACUGAGGAUUCGCUCGUCGUCUGUUGCAGCCGUCACACUUCCAUCUUCCCGGCAUCGCCCUGUCCAGACUGUUGCUGCAGAACAACUCGAGCCUCUCUAGGCGGCCUUGCUGAGACUUCAGCUGCGUUUGUCGUAAGCUGAAGAGGUGACGGUGCGGUCGCUGCUUCCCUGGUGACAGGCGACCUUCACGUGGAUUCCCCUCUGCUGGUAGAGUGGGUUCACUAGCCAUGUGGAAGCGGAUCGGGGCCCCCGCCACGCUGAAGUUACCAGUCUCUUUGGGCAAGGCUCGCCGGGCAAAUCCGCAGUAAACGCUGCGAGCUAGUCUCCUUGUUGCCAUCUCCCGGACGAUCGUGCAGCUAAACAGAAAGGCCACUGGCGACGAGCGCCAACAUUCUUCUUCUGUGAAUUUUUGCACUCUUUCAAUUUAUUUGUGUGAAUUUAGUAUUGUUAAAUGAGUUUCAAAUAUAGUAUGUUGUGAUUGAA